This is a messenger RNA of Oldenlandia corymbosa var. corymbosa, 741 nucleotides long. NCBI's taxonomy places the organism in Eukaryota, Viridiplantae, Streptophyta, Magnoliopsida, Gentianales, Rubiaceae. The record is from the annotation of a GenBank genome assembly.
AUGAUAAAGGCUCGAUUGAGUGAACUGCAUCAGACAGUGACUACGAUGACAAAUGGUGUAUCUACAAUUAUAAUAACAUUGGCAAUAAAUUCUUCUCAAGCCUCAAAGAAUCAGAACAAUUGUGUACAAAAGAGGAGUCCUGCAUAUGUUGACGCUCGUAUACCUUCAAAAGAACAAUUGGCAUGGAGAAAGGUGAAUGUCUCAGUUCCAAAAAGCUCUUGUUUUGUGGUUGAUAAUACUAGUACCAAACUAUCUAGGAAGCUGGUGCAACAACGUUCAACUGAGAUGGAAGCAUGUUUUAUGACUGCCAAAGGAAUGCCAAGGGAGCUCCAUGAAAAAGAGCCAUUUGUCAGGGCAUCUAUAACUUUGUAUGACGUUGGAUGCGCCAUGGAACCUCGGACCCCUCAGCUAAUGGAGGCCGUUGAAGGCCAACAACCCAGUCCACCAAUAUGUAGUACAUUAUGGCUGCAAACUCAGGUACUUAAUAGGAGGACCAAGCUCAUAUUUAAAAAAGGAGGUUUAACAAGAAUUGGAUCGAAAUCUAAGUCUAGAUCCCAAGGAAGCUUGGGAUUAGUUGGGAACCAGGAACUCAAAACUCCACCCACCAGUGGGCUGAAAAAAUCAGGAAUCUUGCGAAAGAUAUGCAAGAUAGUACCAGCCGCUGCUAGUCACUCUUCCAAGGAAAAUAUUGCAGCCGCGCACCAAAAAAGGAAGGCUGAGUAUAAUGGUGAUAGUACAUAA